CGCGCGUGUUGGAUCGCUGUCGGGAGUCGCGCGCGAUCCGCGGUGUGUCUUGAUAAGUGAAGUGACGUGAGCCGAAGUGGCGGGAUUUUUAGCCGCAGGACGGGGGGCCCACCCCCCCUUCCAUCAGCACCACAUUGGUAAAAGUCAGUGUCUCGUGAUAGGAUUUUGGCAGAAUUAUUAAACCGUGUUUUUAUUGAACAUUGAAUGUGAUUAGAUCAGAUCAAAGAUCAGCGAUGCCGACGUACGGAGGACGCGGCGAGGCGGGCGGCGCCAUGGCGUGCGCCGGCUGCGAGAAGCCCAUCCUGGACAAGUUCCUGCUGCACGUGCUGGAGCGCGCGUGGCACGCGGCGUGCGUGCGCUGCGCCGACUGCCGCGCGCCGCUCGCCGACAAGUGCUACUCCAGGGAUAACAAACUCUUUUGUAGGAAUGAUUUCUUUAGACGUUACGGUACAAAAUGCAGCGGCUGCGGUCACGGAAUAUCCCCAUCAGAUCUAGUUAGGAAAGCACGGGAAAAGGUGUUCCACCUGAAUUGCUUCACCUGCUUAGUCUGCAGGAAGCAACUGUCCACUGGUGAAGAAUUGUACGUGCUAGACGACAACAAAUUUAUAUGUAAAGAGGAUUACUUAGCGGGGAAGGCGCCGACGCAUUCUGACUCACUACUCGGCUCAGGUUCAGAUGACGAAGAAGAGGAAGAAGCGAGAGCAGCAAACAAUUCAAGUAGUCCGGCGCAUGCACCGCACCCUGCGCUACAUUCUGAGCUAUCACAUAAUGGGGACACCAAACCGCACGAAGAUUCGGAAGAUCAGGGUUCGCUGGACGGGGACACGGAGACCAGAGACUCUCAAGCGGAGAACAAGUCACCAGAUGACGGCAACGGUGGCUCCAAAAGAAGAGGGCCUCGGACGACGAUAAAGGCGAAACAGUUGGAGAUACUGAAAUCGGCUUUUUCACAGACACCCAAACCGACGAGGCACAUACGAGAACAGCUGGCAAAAGAAACAGGGCUACCCAUGAGGGUGAUACAAGUCUGGUUUCAAAACAAGCGGUCAAAGGAACGGCGUCUAAAACAGCUGACGUCGAUGGGCAGGGGGCCUUUCUUCGGCUCGUCGCGCAAGAUGCGCGGCUUCCCCAUGAACCUGUCCCCGGGGGGCCUGGAGGAGGGGCCGCCGGGGUUCCCAUACUUCGCGACAGCAGAUGGAAAGUUCGAAUUUGGCUAUGGCCCGCCGUUUCACCAUGACGCGCCGUUCUUCCAUCCGCCGCCCGCUAUGCCGUUCAACCAGCCAGGUCGUUUCCCAGGUGGUAUGGAGACGCUGCAAGGCGGCGAGUUCCAGGACCAGUUCCCUCAUCACGAGCACCUGGUGCUGCCGCGGCCUUCUUCCCCCGAGUUCGCGUUCGGCGACGCCCCCCCUCCUCUCCACCCCGAGGGUCUGGUGUGGUAGCUGAAGCCGGAGCCGCGUGACUACCACGAAUGAUGCGGCUCGACUGGCUUUUAAGUGGACUAAGUGGUUAAAUUUUAAACAUCACGUGAAAAAAGUGACUAUUACGAAAAAAAUAUUGUUUUAGUUUUUUGUUUUUUAGAGAAAUGAACUAUUAGAUAUACUUAGUACUUAGAUACAUUUCAAAAUUAUCAUCAAUAUCAGCCGAUGGACAUCCACAGGAAAUAGGUAUUUGUAAGCACUUCGAAACAUCACGAUCCUGAACCGCCUGCAUCCAGCGAAUCCCUGCGACUCGCUUGAUGUCGUCAGUCCAACUGGUGGAGGGUCGACCAACACUGCGCUUUCUAGUGCGGGGUAUUCCAGCACCUUGGGACCCCAACGUCCAUCGACUCUUCGAACUAUAAAUUUCAAAAUGCUGUAUUGAUUAUUAUUUGCUAUUUAGAAUCAUCUCCGUUUCGAAUGACCAUUGUUUUGGUAUUCAAAUUUUAAAAUGUAAAAGUAUUUUGUACAAUUUAAAAAUAGGUACUUCUAGGUACUUUCAGUAGAUUUUUAUACAUUUUAAUGAACUUAUGGGCUAUUUCAUGACAUGACAUUUGCCGUUUUAUGUACAAAUCUAUCGUUGUCCAAAAACUUUUAUUAUUCUACAAAUGGAUAUUAAAACUGGCACUAAAAAGUAAGUUCAUCAUCAUUUUAUUAUAAUUUUCGAAUCAGUAUCUUUUAUUUAUUGUUAAAUAUAUUGUAAAAUGUAGCGAAUAUUAAAAGUAUUGUAAAUAAAAAAGAAAAGUCCUUACUUACUUUAUCUGGGCAUUGCCUUUAGUUUUUAUCAGUUAUAUUAUUAUUAACUUGGUUCAAUUAAAUAUAAAAUGUCAUAUAAUAAUGCGAUUAACAUCUAUAAAACUUCAAUUUCUUUUUUAAAUUUCAAAAUAUAUAUUAUUUUUCUUGACAAUAUUGCCGCUCUGCCCAGAUUAAAGUUAUUCUUUGGACUUUUACUUUCCUUUACAGUGGUGUAACUGUCACGACCAGGCUCCAAAAAAAAAAUCAAAUUUAGUUAAAUUCACCAAAAUGAAUUUCAGUUAAUAUGUUUUUAGUCAGUUAUUUAUGAUUUUUCGAUGGUUUUUAUGUUGAGGAAUUGCGAAUUAGUUAAUUUUAGGGGGUGACGUCAUUUUAGUUUCUGCGAGGGUGUGUAGUUACACCACUGACCCUGUAAAAUAUUUUACUAAGUACUUAAUAAAUUGUGAUUGAUUGUGAAUAUUGUACAGAAAUGUGAUUAUAUUAUUAGUAAAUAUCGAUAUUUUAUUAAGUUAAACAAAAAACUAAUUUAUUUACAUUUAGCAAUUGAAAAUGUAAGCGGAUAUUUUGGUUCCUAUUUUAAAUAUAGUAGUUAACUGGUAGUUAACACAUUUUUGUUUUGUAUAUUUAUUAACUAAUUUCUAAUAAAUAGCUUACCCUUGUGAUUAGGGCGAAAUAAAUUUAUAUUAUGCACACAUAAACAAACUGUCGAUGUAAAUAAAUAUAUUGUGUAAAUAUAACUAUAGGUAAUUAGUACAUUGCUGAGCGAUUUUUUAUUACCUAAUUGUCUAUAUCGUAAUUACAUGUUUUGUGUAUAACAUACCAUAGGUAGAUAUAUUAUGCACUACUUCAACUAUAUUUUCACACAAUAUAUAUGUACCUACUUAUAGUUUAUGUGAUACUAUUUUGUACAUAAUAUAUUUAGAUGAAUCUUUUAUAUUUUGACUUUAUUUUGUUCCAUUGUUAAAUAUGUAAUUUAACUGAAGGGGUAACAUCGUAUAUAUUAUAUUUAAUGUACAAAUUUACGCUGCGUUUAUUUUUAUAUACCUCGAGUCGGUAUAAAAAUAUAUCAGUUUUACUUAACAUUGUAAUGUAUUGAAUAUAAAAUAUAUAUAUAUAUAUAUAUAUAUUCCGAGUAGUACACACUCGUUCAUCUAAAUUAUUUAAAGAAUUUUACAAAUAAACUGUAAAAAACUGUAAUAUAUUAUCUGUAUGCGCGAAUUAUUUUUCGAAAGCAUUUCUGUAAUUAAGGGAACAUUGUAUAAUAAUAGAUAUAUAUAUAUUUAAUAUGACCACAUUGUUGUUUGGUUCACGAUUUCAACUUAUAAACAAACAAAAACGCGUUUGGCAUGAAAAUACAUGUUCGAAUAUUAAUAAAAACCAAUAACUAAGAGUACUUGGCAAGUCUUAUGUGUUUCGCGUAUUUUUUAUAUAUAACUAGCUUUGCCCCGUUUCACACACGUAAAACUUAUUCCCGUAGGAACAUCAGACUAAAAAGUAGUCUUUACCUAAGUCAAAUUUCAUCCAAAUCCUAGCCAUUCUAACUACAGUCAUUACGUCGAAAAAAUCGGCUUUGAAAUACAAACGAACCGAGAUAGCUGAAAGUUUCGUAUCUCAACAGAGAUUACAGAGUUAUUGUAAAUAAACUGAAUUCAAACGUUCUUACAAAAUGGUGGAAAAUGCACAUGUGAAAUGGUCAAGAAUUUGAAGUUAAGUUUUUCAUUUAAAAUUCAGCUUUUUCAGGUCUCUUGCAUUUCAAAUUGUGUAUAAUAACUAUCAAUCAAUCAAUUUAUUUAUUUGCAGAUACAUGCAUUAUUUAUACAGGUGGUCGGUAGAUGUAGAUGGUAAAUGUAUCUUGCCAAUUAGGCAUGCAAAUUAUUUAUUAAGUAUUUAAUGAUUCAAAAGACAAUUUCGCCAUUUAAAAUUUACAUCUUUACAAUUAAAAUAUGUAUGAAAAUAACAAUAAUAUCAACUUAAAUACUCAUUUACACUGUAGAAUGCCUGUUGAGUUAGGUAUUUAUAUAAAUUAUUUUUAAAGCAAUCUAUAUUCUUUUUUUUCCUAAUUUCUUUUGGUAACUUAUAAUAAAUUCUUACUGCCGCAAUGAAUAAACUAUUAUGGUACAGAGUAGUUUUAUGUUGUUCGCAUCUAAAUUUAUCAUUGUCGCGUUUAUUUUCAUAAGGUAUAAAUAUUUUUUUGUUAUUAACUACAAACAUGACUACUUCAUAAAUAUAUAAUGAUGGUACCGUUAAUAUUUUUAAUUUUUUGAAGAACGGUUUACAACUGUCUUGUUGACAUAAUUUACAAAUUGCUCUGAUGCAUCUUUUUUGCGCUAUCAAUAAACUAUUUAGACUAUUCGGAAGUUUUCGUAUUCAUCAAUAGUGUAAAAACUCGAAACAAGACAUGGCAUAUACUUAAGUAUGACUGCCACUAUGUCAAUCGAGUUUAACUUUCUAGAGUGGUAUAAAAACGUAUUUCGCAGUAUUAUUAACAACCACUGUUUUGUUUUAAAUAUUGUUCAUAUUAAUUGUAUCUUUAAACUCUUUGCAUAUUAAGAUUUCUAAAUCCUCCAUGAGUAACUAUAAAAUUCGGUGGCGUUCAUUUUUUGUAGCGCUAUUCUGAUACAAUAUUUUUAUAACUCUAGAGUGUGAGUCUCGAAUUUGUCUCUCUCUCUAUGUCUAACAUGAUACUAUAGAUAGAGACGAAUUCGAAUUUCUCUGUCGAGUUAUACAAAUCGUUAAAAUAUUUUAUAUAUCUAUAUAAUAUGAUUUUUUUAUAUGUACACCAAAAUAUAUAUAAAAAAAUCAUACCAUAGGACAGAAACAAAGUAUAAAAGUUACAGAAACAAAGGCGGCCUUAUCGCUUCGUAUCAAUUACCUACAGGCAACUUUACUUUUUAAUCUUUCAUAGGCCAAUAUAGUGGGAUAUAAUUUAAAAUCGUGAAUCAAUGUCCAAUGUACAUAAGGGUAAACAGGAUCACUAAUUAAGUAUGUACUUAUAACUGUAAGUGUCAAUAUUCGGUACAUACUUGUUGUCUAUCUGUACUUAGUAAAUGAAAUAAAAAUAUAAUGGAAUUGUCUGUAAGAAUAAAAUCUAUUCGAUAAAUUAA
Messenger RNA from Bicyclus anynana (squinting bush brown), 5332 nucleotides. It is a transcript of the gene Lim1, whose product is annotated as LIM/homeobox protein Lhx1. Gene Ontology annotation, cellular component: nucleus. Bases 234 to 1439 code for a protein of 401 amino acids. Gene Ontology annotation, biological process: regulation of transcription by RNA polymerase II; neuron differentiation. Gene Ontology annotation, molecular function: RNA polymerase II transcription regulatory region sequence-specific DNA binding; DNA-binding transcription factor activity, RNA polymerase II-specific. The transcript is spliced from 7 exons. The record is from RefSeq and is a predicted model, not a curated record. NCBI's taxonomy places the organism in Eukaryota, Metazoa, Arthropoda, Insecta, Lepidoptera, Nymphalidae.